This is a messenger RNA of Branchiostoma belcheri (Belcher's lancelet), 2099 nucleotides long. RefSeq lists its product as uncharacterized. Gene Ontology annotation, cellular component: cytoplasm. The transcript has 4 exons. The record is from RefSeq and is a predicted model, not a curated record. Lineage: Eukaryota; Metazoa; Chordata; Leptocardii; Amphioxiformes; Branchiostomatidae. Gene Ontology annotation, molecular function: glycerophospholipid phospholipase A1 activity; A2-type glycerophospholipase activity. Gene Ontology annotation, biological process: N-acylphosphatidylethanolamine metabolic process. The coding region runs from base 403 to 861 and encodes 152 amino acids.
AGCAGGUCAAGAGUUUAUAAAACUUGUCAUUGAGACAAAGCAGACCUGGGGUCCUUGAAUGUGUUUACCCUUUGUCUAUACUUCGUUGUUUGACAUACUAACCCUUUUAUGGAACCAUAGCUUGGCAGGCUUGCAUUUUUCAUAGGUCACUUAACGGUCACUAGUGUGAGUUCAAAGGGAAGGUUAUUUUUAGGAACAAGCAUCAUCGCAGCUUGAUGUGGCAUGUGAGUACUGUCAGGCUGUUAGGAGUCGCUGACUUGUGAUGUUAUCGACCUACAUUGUUAAAUGCUUAAAUCUUUAGCAACAUUGACUACUGACUGCCAUCCAAGAAAACCAGGACUGGUGUUACCAGUUUGAGCUCGUUUUGUUUGAACUAUCAGCCAACAGUAGGAGAUAUCCAUCAUGGAAGACAGCCAUUUGAAGCCCUCCAUGGAUCUGGCAGCACAGCUCCAGGCCCAGCCAGGUGACAGGAUCUCCUACCAUGCCUGGUCCAGGUCAGACAACGGCCUGGUCGAACAUCACAGCAUCUAUGUCGGGCAGGGGAAAGUGGUGCAUUACAAGGACGAGGAACAACUUGUGGUGCAGACCUGGUUGAGUCAUGUGGCUGCAGGUGGUAAGACCACACCUGUCAACCUGAAGGGACCGUUCACGACGUACUCGCCGGCGGAGGUGGUGAGCAGGGCGGAGAGACAGGUGGGACACUCCUACAGAUACGACAUCACCUUCCCUAACUGUCACAGCUUCGCAAACUGGUGCCAAACUGGGAAGGAGCAGACUGGAAACACUCCGGUUAAGACUUACAUUCUGGGCCUGGGUACUGCAGCUGUUGUUGCCUUCACCCUGCAUCACUUCUUGAAGUAAGGAUCAUUGGACAAGGCUGUCAACUACCUGAGCCUCUUGAGGAAUGAUGCAGAUCUGAUGUCACUCAGCUCAAUGGACACAAAUUGGACUGCCAGAUAAUGCCUCAAUCUCCAUGGGUAAUACCCACAAAUAACCCCAGCUGGGGAAAGUAGGGGAUGAUGUGAAUGUCAUGUUAUGUCACAAUGUGAUAUUGUGGAUGGAUAUUUAUGAGAAUUGAUAUGUGUGGCAUCUGCAGAAAAUCUUGUAAAACAUUAAUGGAUAUCAAUUACUUUCUGAGGAAGUGUUAGUACACAUGUACAUGUAUAACAAUAAUAAAAUAAUAGUUGCAAAUUACUGCAGUGUUACUAGUGUAACAUUAGAGAACUGUGCAUCUCACAUUCAAGUUAGACCCACUGAACAAAGACACACUAAAAUUCCAUGUAGGAUAUACAAAGCUAAUUUAAUACAUGUAAACAUCACACUCUUCCAGUUCUUUUGUGUUGUUAUGUACUACUCAACUGGUGCAAAAACGAAUGAAAAAGGUUGACAUGCUUGUACAUUUCAAAUGAACUUGUACAGGUUAUCACUCAAGUCAAAUCCAAAUUCAAACUUUCAGUUGGUCUCUCACAAAUUAAUAACAAAAGUUCAAAUACACAGUGACACACGAAGCACACAACUACAACAUAUGUAUGUAUUAAGAAACCCAGAAUUGAGACUGAUAUCACAACGGUCUUUGUGUUUGUGAAGUUGUAGCUGUGAAACAUCUACAUGUUUGCCAAAUUUUGAUGUGAAUAUUGUAAUCUGUACCUACUGAACUGAUACUAAUAAGUGUAACUGUAAGUAUGGGGUUACCUGACAUACUACAAUGUACAAUCUAUCUGAACUGCAUAUUCCUCAUGCAUAAAGCAGCAUUGGCCUUUGCAAUGCAUUCACUGAGUACAAUCUGUGGACUCUGCUAUUGAGGCAAGUUACAACAAAGCAAAUUAAGUCCACAGCUUUAAUGGUUGACAGACAAUUGUAACCUAUCACACAUGUGAAAUUAAGGUACUCUUGUAGUCAUCUACACAACCCAUCACAACUGAUUUCAGCCAAAUAAUGUAACAAAUAGUUGAUAUACAUGUACAUGUAUGUAACACAGCCUGCACUUCAUCCAACAUGGUAUCUUUACCGAAUGAUAACAACAUAAAGAGCAAAAAUUGAUAACUGUCACCUCACACAUCCUGUGUACUUAAUAUACAGUCAGGCAGUUGGAAUCCUUG